UUGAACCAAACGAGAAAUAAACAGCUGUAAAGGAUACGUACAAAAGUUUUCUUACCAUUUGGGUACGGAACCCCAAAAGCGAUGGAAGAGAAACGCAGUUGGACCUGCGAAGAGGUGUUAUCCCUCAUAGAAUAUUUCAAAAAAUACCCAAACCUAUGGGACAAACGCAACAUCUACUACAAAAGUAAAAUUAAAAAGCAUAACGCUUACAAGGAAAUGGCGGCAAUUUUUCAGACGAACACGACGGAAAUUGACAGGAAAAUUAAGAAUAUAAUCUCGCAGUAUCAAAGGGAAAGGAGGUACUAUAAGAAGUUCAAAAAGUCUGGGGUUGGCGGUAAUUUUAUAGCGAAAUGGUUUGGUUAUCACGCCAUGAGCUUCAUGCACGACGGAAGUCAACGGGGAACAAGUGAACCCUGGGUAUACCAGAACAGUGAUUCAGGCGAUCCAGAAACCUUAUCAGAUAUCCAUGGCCCAAUCUGUGAAGCUCUUCAUACAGAAGAAGCGGAGGUGCCGGCUAUGUUAUGUGAGGUUGACAUGGAUGUUAAAACAGAAGAUGAAAAACCAUUAGUUUUACCAAACACAGACAAACCCCAGCAAGCUGUGUUAAAACUACCAAGAGUAAUACAAAAAAAUCAAGAAAACCAUGCUUCAAAAAAUGUGCUUCAAACAUUGGAAUCGAUAUUUCAAUCAAGAAAUUUUAUCUUACAGCGCGAUGAAUGCGAUGUAUUUGGAGAAAUGGUAGCGCAAAAUCUUAAACAGCUAAAAACUGAAUACGCCAAAGUAACCGUUCAGAAUCGAAUAAAUAACUUACUCUACGAAGCCAGACUUGGCCGUUACGAUCAUCCACCAAGUGCAGAGUUAAACACAUCCAUGGCUACUCCCUCUUGUUCUACCACCAGCGAUCAGGUUGCAACAUCUUCCAAGACAGAUGAUAAUUAUUAAUUAUACAUUGGGUAA
Molecule: messenger RNA, 957 nt
Organism: Maniola jurtina (meadow brown)
Lineage: Eukaryota; Metazoa; Arthropoda; Insecta; Lepidoptera; Nymphalidae
Exons: 2
Coding region: 82-942 (286 amino acids)
Source: RefSeq, a predicted model, not a curated record